Messenger RNA from Suillus clintonianus, 2523 nucleotides. RefSeq names its product HECT-like ubiquitin-conjugating enzyme-binding-domain-containing protein. The transcript is spliced from 7 exons. NCBI's taxonomy places the organism in Eukaryota, Fungi, Basidiomycota, Agaricomycetes, Boletales, Suillaceae. Gene Ontology annotation, biological process: protein polyubiquitination; protein monoubiquitination; proteasome-mediated ubiquitin-dependent protein catabolic process. Gene Ontology annotation, molecular function: cyclin binding; ubiquitin protein ligase activity; ubiquitin conjugating enzyme binding. Gene Ontology annotation, cellular component: ubiquitin ligase complex; nucleus; cytosol. The record is from RefSeq and is a predicted model, not a curated record. Bases 1 to 2523 code for a protein of 840 amino acids.
AUGCACCGUGAGCAGGCGCCGCAAUCAUACUCAGCACUUGAGACGCUUGUGUUAAAUCUCAGAAAUCAUGACGGUGGGGAGAUAUCACACAAAGUCCAGGAUGACCAUACAACUCUCCUAGAAGAACUCAGGGAUCGAGUCGAUGCUCUAGCGCCUUCGAUGAACCGACAGGAUGCACAUUUUGCGCAAGUCAUAGUGUCGCUCCUUUUGGACUUGGACCAGUUGCCUGCGGUUUCUCCUCCUUUGGAUUCAGCCCCUCAGGCAUCUUCUUCCGCUUCUCCUGGCCUUAUCGAUCGACAUCCCGCUGAACUCAUAAGUACCCUCAAAAAGCAACUUGGCGAUCUACAGUUGGAACGGAAGGCAGGGGCAAGCAUUAUCUCCCCGCAAUCCCCAGUACAGACUGUACAAACCGCGCUGCUUUGGUCCAAGAUCGACCGCAAACUAGAAACAGUAACAGCACUUUGUAAAGAUCGCGCCGAUUCCCACCGUCCCUCCCCCCUAGAUCACCUCCCCCCUCAAUAUGACCACGUAGACCACGACUUCGAGACACCCCCGGAAUAUGACGCUGAGUAUCAAUCAUCUUCCGAGAAGGCUGGCAUGCAUCCACCAAGGUCGAUACCAUCUCCCAGCAUCUCCAACGAGAAACUGCGCAUGGAUUUUGAUGCUGUGACGCUGGCAAUCGAGCGUCUGUACCUCGUUGCACCCCAGCUACACAACCAACGAGUGGAGUUGAAGAGCUCCAAGCUCGCCCAAAUGGAGCGCGCACGACUUGAAGGUCCUAAAGUCCAGCCUUCCAUAGCUAAGGGGAAGCAGAAAGCUCAUGAUCGGGAUAUGCGCGACCUUGACCACAUGCUUGAGCUCCUCGGGAAAGCAUCAGACCGCAAGUUGACUGAUCAAUCGGUUAUCAUGGAUAGCAGACGGAUGAUCAGGCUCAGGGAAGCAAAACAGCUGUACGAGGAUCAGCGAGGCGCAUUCGUCGAUCAUCUUGUCCAACGUUCGGGAGCUGGGAGAUUACAUGAUCAAGAUGCCAUCUUGCAACCCAAAGUCAAAGCACUGGAUGAGCUUGUCACGCUCCCGGAGUUCAUCCGCGAAACAAUGUCGAGUAUCCCUCACGGGUCACAUCAUCAAACGAUGUCCUCUUCUGGAGAUGUACCUGAUGACAAGCCGGUCCCAGACAUUUCAACAACAGGCCACAAGAAGUCACGCAGUCGAAGUAUAUCUGCCCCACAAUGGUUGCGCCCUGCAGCGGAACUUAGCCGACGGCUGUCUAAGAGCUCCAGCAGACCGGGCUCGUCCCAUGGACAGAGCUGUGCAGGGGGCAUCGCACUCGAUGUUUCCUAUGUCGCCGAAUAUCACGAGACCUUGAAACAUGUCCUGGUCUUCGUGACAGUUUCGGGCAUUCCUGUUGACACAGAACUGCAGGCUGAAGUGUUGCCAACUUCGUCCAGUGGGACAGAAGGCGACUGGCUGGUGAUUAGAAGCUCUUGGGCCUCCUCGCCUCCACUAAGCCUGCCUGUCCGAGUCGCUCCAGGGAAGAAGGAUGUCCAAAUUCGUCAAGGACACUACGAGCUCAAAAUUGGGAUUGCGAAUUCGCAGGCUGCGAGGUCUUCUUCACCCGAUGAACCUACCCCAUUGAUGUCUGCUGAGCAACUCGUAUCGUUGAAGCCGACAUCCUGGUCCUGCAUAUCCUGCUCUCUCCCCCUCGUCCACAUCCCAAAGUUGAUAAAAUACCGCGACCUCCCAUCAGAACAUUGGGAAGAACUUGUCGAUUCCUGGAUGUGCCAUGCAGACCAAACACUACAUAAUCACGUCGCAAAACAUGGCCGCGGGUUCUGGCCGGAGGAGAGCGAAGCUCUGGUUGGAUGUGGCUACAUCCUCUUCCAGCAAUCGGCAAUUGUAUCCAAUAAUCUCUCCUGCACCGAGCAGCCUCUGGUGAAUAUGCAUUUUCUAUCGAACUCGUGUGAAGAGUCGUGGCUGGCACGAUGUAUAUGUGGUGCAAUGAUUGGUCGGCGGCACGAACGACACAAUCCAGAUGGCACAGCUUCAGUGAUGUACCGUUUAUUCAAGUAUGCGGUACGGCCAAUCAGUCAAAUAGCGGAACUUCCUCGAUUCCCGAUGUCUGCAUUCAUCAUGCAAGACAUGCUCGAGCAUGUAUCUGCUCAUGCAACGUACCGCUUUGUUAUCUCGGAUGAAGAGGAGGAGCGGCCGCGACUUCUGAUAUGGCUGUUCAAGCCGAAGAUACGUGUCUCGUAUAUGCUCACUACGCCAUACUUUCUUCCGAAGCAGGGCUCCAUCGAUGCGUCAAAGGUAUUGUACAGGAUUCUGGGGCCAUCGUCGUCGACGAUAGAUUUGAAAGACCUACUGGCUCGAUACCCUGGGUUCCCUCAAGCGGAGCACCUCUUCUAUCCGAUCGACGUUUGUCGCAAGCUCGCGGGACUCUUGACGGAGAGCACACAUUCGUAUCCAGAGAACAUAAAGACAAUGACAGGCUUGGAUGUUGGCUGGUUGAAUCGUGGAUCGUGA